AUGAGCUGCCAGGCCUUCGGGAGCACUGACUCAUUUAGCAGUCUGAGCGGAGACUCAGCUGCUCUGCCUCUGCUCAUGCACCACGCUGGAACUGCAGACUGCCUGCCCAUCACCAACCACACCACCAACAUGGUGCCUUCAGUUCCGUCGGGUUUGCCUCUUGUCCAGUCAUCCAAGCGACCUCACAUGCAUCUGUCCACUUCUGCCCUGAGCAACGCUUCAGCCGGCCUGCACUACUCCAUGCCCCCGUGUCACUAUAGCAACCAGCAGACCACCUACGGCAUGAUGGCAGGUGCCUUGGCUCCAUGUUUAUACAAGUUUCCUGAGCAUGGUCUGGCUGGAGGCUCAUGCACUCUAUCUCACAGUUUCCCUACACUGCCUCAAGCCUUGUUCACAGAUGAGCCCAUACUGGGGGAUAUCAAACAGGAGCUGCGCAGAAAGAGCCGGGCCCCAGAAGAGCCGCCUGACACAGACUCACCUCAGAUCCGGGAGCUGGAGAAAUUUGCCAAUGACUUUAAGCUGAGAAGAAUCAAACUGGGUUACACUCAGACUAAUGUUGGAGAGGCGCUAGCAGCUGUUCAUGGCUCUGAGUUUAGUCAGACCACAAUCUGUCGCUUUGAGAAUCUGCAACUCAGUUUCAAAAAUGCUUGCAAACUCAAAUCUAUCCUGGCCAAGUGGCUGGAGGAGGCCGAGCAGGCUGGUGCUUUAUUUAAUGAGAAAAUGGGACUACAAGAACGCAAACGGAAGCGAAGAACCACUAUCAGUCUAGGGGCAAAGGAAGCACUGGAAAGGAAUUUUGUGGAGAAGAGUAAGCCAUCAUCACAGGAGAUAGUGCGCAUGGCAGAGGGACUGCACUUAGAGAAGGAAGUGGUACGGGUUUGGUUCUGCAACCGCAGGCAAAGGGAGAAGAGAGUCAAAACAAGUCUGCACCACAGCUCGUUUCUGUCCAAAGAAACUUCUCUCUGUAGGUAA
Molecule: messenger RNA, 972 nt
Organism: Trichomycterus rosablanca
Lineage: Eukaryota; Metazoa; Chordata; Actinopteri; Siluriformes; Trichomycteridae
Gene: pou1f1
Product: POU class 1 homeobox 1
Exons: 6
Coding region: 1-972 (323 amino acids)
Biological process (GO): regulation of transcription by RNA polymerase II
Molecular function (GO): RNA polymerase II cis-regulatory region sequence-specific DNA binding; DNA-binding transcription factor activity, RNA polymerase II-specific
Source: RefSeq, a predicted model, not a curated record